AUGUCUUCAGGUGACAACUCGGGCGACUAUAUUCCAGACACAGGUGUAUUUGCGGUCCUCACCGUUGAUCCUGUAGCCUGCGUGGACUAUCUCGAGGACGCGGAGGCGACUGCUGCAUGUGCCCUGCUCACGAGCAAAGGCUAUGUGGUAUACGUACCUGGUUCGGGGCCACUGUUCGAUCCGUGCGACCCCUUCCGCGAAGAGCAGCCCUACUUCGUUCUGCAGGGCGUCCCGCGGGACAUCCCAGACCAAUUCAUCGAGGCACGCAUGUCCAUUCCUCUCACACCCCAGUCCCUCACCAUCGACCACCCUUCGGGUCGCCAACCGUUCAAGAUAUCUGGUGCUCCAUUUCCUUGGCCGAACUGCUACUUGUCUGCGUUUACACAAGUGUCUGUGCGCUGUGCGAAUGUCCUGAUUGUGGACCCCGUGGUGUCCGAACUCGAGGAGAGCGAGCAGUUUCGGUUUAUUUGUCUUACCGGCGAUGACAAAGAGCGGCGGGAGGACCUUCGGUAUGAUGCGGAGGAAGCGAAGGCACAAACUCAGAAUCCUGGGAUGCACACCGACUUAGCGACUGUCAACGAUGAUAUUGCGGCUGACAAGGCUGAUGUGGACUCCGCUGACGAAGUCGAAGAGAUGGACGAGCAAGAAGCUGUUGCCGUUUUCCGAGGCCUCUUUGCCAACCAGGCUUCAGAGCACCUGCCCGCAGUCAAAUUCACACAUGAUCUGUCUCAAGUGACGGAGUUCAACGACCCCAAAGGGUACUUUCAAGAGCUGGCCGUCAUUGCCGAAAUAAUCAAAGCCUCGCUGGCACGGAAGGAAGCAGCCAAAGAUAUUAUAAACCAGAAGGAUGCAGCGCGUUACGACGAGAAAACGGCUGAGUUGUUGCGAGCUCAUCAAGCUUCUCAUGGCCCUGAUGAUCCUGUUGCUCGUCAGGAUAACGGCUCGUCUUUGGCAGAAAAACUGCCACUGACAGCGUCUCCCGAUCGCGGCGCUCGGCUUUCGAGAGUUGGCGUCUGCAUUGCGCGGAUCAAGAGGGUCCUUCAUCGUAUUACAUGUCGUUCCUCGCAUACUACCGAUACAUGA
Messenger RNA from Mycena indigotica, 1083 nucleotides. RefSeq lists its product as uncharacterized. The transcript has 4 exons. The record is from RefSeq and is a predicted model, not a curated record. NCBI's taxonomy places the organism in Eukaryota, Fungi, Basidiomycota, Agaricomycetes, Agaricales, Mycenaceae. The coding region runs from base 1 to 1083 and encodes 360 amino acids.